AUGGAAAAAUCAAAACUACUUCUUUUUGUGUUUCAUCUCCUUGGGAGUUUAUUGGUCUUUAAAUACAAAGCUGUUUAUGGUUGGCAUGAUUUGGAUAACACAGAGUAUGAUUGCUGGCCCUUAGAGAAACCAGAUGAAGUCAAUAUGAUAGAUUGCGGAGGUCUAGAGAUGGCAUGGGUUCACAGGCCUCCUGAGGUGUCUGUAAGCGGAGAAACCUUUGAUGUGACAUAUUCAGUCAUUGCAUCUGAUGAGUUCUACAACUUUGCAGUUACUAAUAGAAUCUUCACUCACAGUGAUGCUGUGUCUGCUAAAAGGUUUUGUGAGGAACAAGAAUGUCCAUCUAACUGGAAAGAUGCAAAUGAAGAUAACUGUUGUGUUCAUCACGCUAAUAUCCACUCCUGCCCAUUGUCCUUCAUGGUAAGUGCAUGAAUUUGUGGUCCUUGGAUUCCAGAUGACGGUCAAAUAUUUACUCAUACCAUAUCCACUGCUGGAAAAAUGACACAAGAGAACUGGACUGCAAAGGUUGUUUUAGUCCAUGUUGGUGUAACUUCCCUUAUUGCCCACAUAAGGGUUGGCAAAAUGCAAGUUGCUCUUGAAGCUAAAACCCUGGUAUUGCCUGCAGUAGUAUGUGGAAAUGGUAUAUGUGAAGAAGAGGAAGUUUGCUCAACAUGCCCUGCUGAUUGUGGGGAAUGUCAUCUGUCGUAUGAUACCCGAAUAGCAAUAGCUAUUCCGGUGACACUAACUAUUGCAGGGUUCAUAUUAGCACUGGUGGGGUUUCAAUACCAAAAGCAAAAAAUGUUUUGGGAUGAAAGUUGGAUAAUCGACUUUAGUCAAAUAAAACAAGAUCGCAGCGCUGCCCGGACCAUAACAACAAGCACACUCAGUGUUGCACAGGCUAAAAGCAAUUCUUACGCCAGCUGUAUCACUGCUAUAAGCUCCUGCACUGGGGCUGUCAACACUUCCAGAAAGCAAUUCUUUACUCAGACUGGCAGAUAUGAUGGAAGAAUAGUGGCCAUAAAGUUAAUACAGAAGAAGUCAUUCACUCUCUCCAAAACUAUACGUAAGGAAAUAAAGCAAGUCAGGGAACUUGAUCAUCCCAAUCUGUGUAAAUUUAUUGGAGGCUGCACUGAAGUGCCCAAUGUUGCCAUUGUUACAGAGUACUGUCCAAAGGGGAGUUUGAGUGAUGUGCUAUUAACUGAAGACAUUCCUCUAAACUGGGGCUUCAGGUUUUCCUUUGCUAAUGACAUUGCACAAGGAAUGGCAUAUCUUCACCAGCAUAAAAUGAUUCAUUCACGUCUAAAGUCCACUAACUGUGUGAUUGAUGACCGCUGGGUAUGUAAAAUUACAGAUUAUGGUUUGGAUCAUUACCGCAGAGUAGAUUUCUGGGAUGAGUCUAGCACACAUCAUGAGCGCCUCUUGCACGUGUACAUGCCCCCUGAAGGGCCGACAGUGUCCAGUCCAGAGAAAUCAGCAGCAGGGGAUAUGUACAGCUAUGCAAUCAUUUUGCUAGAAAUAGCCACAAGAAAUGAUCCAGCGUCGAAAGAUGAAAAUACUUCAGAAGAAUACUGCUGCCUUCCUUUACCGGAGUUAAUUAAAGGAAAAUCAGAAAAUGCAUGCCCAUGUCCAAAUGAGUAUGUGGAGCUGAUCAGGAAGUGCAGGAGCCAAAACCCGACCUACAGACCUACAUUUGAGCAGGUCAAGAAACAGCUGUACAAGAUGAAUCCAAACAAAGUCAGCCCUGUGGAUAUGAUGAUGACACUGAUGGAAAAGUACAGUAAGCAUCUAGAACUAUUGGUAGCAGAACGUACACAAGACUUAAUGCAUGAAAAACAGAAGACAGACAGAUUAUUAUACAGUAUGCUGCCUAAACAAGUUGCGGAUGAUCUCAGACAAGGCAAACCUUUACAAGCCCAGAGUUAUACCAGUGCCACUAUAUAUUUCAGUGACAUUGUUGGCUUCACACAUUUAUCCAGUACAAGCACUCCAUACCAAGUGGUAGAUUUCCUCAACAAACUUUAUACUACAUUUGAUGACAUCAUCGACAACUAUGACGUAUACAAAGUGGAGACUAUAGGAGAUGCCUAUAUGGUCGUUUCUGGAGUCCCAAAAGAAAAUGGUAUAAAACAUGUGAGUGAAAUAGCAAGCAUGGCCCUAGAUUUAGUUGCUGUUUGCAAGACUUUUCGAAUUCCUCACAAACCCAAUACACAGUUAAAGAUUCGAGCUGGCAUUCAUUCAGGUCCUGUAGUUGCUGGCGUUGUGGGCACAAAAAUGCCUCGUUAUUGUUUAUUCGGAGAUACAGUUAACACGGCUUCAAGAAUGGAAUCUACAAGUGAAGCUCUCAAAAUCCAGUGUAGUUCCAGUGCGCAUGAUUUACUGAAGCAGAUUGGAGGUUAUAUAUUGGUAUGCCGUGGGACAUUACAAGUCAAGGGGAAAGGAGAUAUGGUAACCUACUGGCUGGAAGGCAAGACUUGUACAUCAGCAAAGAAAAUUAACCCACAUACAUCAUCAUCCAUUCAAGAAAAAGACAUCUUUAACCUGAUACCUGGAGUACUGUCCAGGGAACCACUGUCAACUUAACUAUAAAGAACAUUAAAGGAAUACUAAACCCAAUGUUUUUCUUUAAUGAUUCAGAUAGAGCAUGACAUU
Messenger RNA from Bombina bombina (fire-bellied toad), 2646 nucleotides. RefSeq names its product atrial natriuretic peptide receptor 1-like. The transcript has 23 exons. Gene Ontology annotation, molecular function: ATP binding; protein kinase activity; peptide receptor activity. Lineage: Eukaryota; Metazoa; Chordata; Amphibia; Anura; Bombinatoridae. Gene Ontology annotation, biological process: intracellular signal transduction; cGMP biosynthetic process; protein phosphorylation. The record is from RefSeq and is a predicted model, not a curated record.